CCGUGGCGCGGGGCGGGGAAACUUCCAAAUCUGUUACAUUGAGGACGAACGCGGCGGGAUUUCAGCUGACGGGACGCUCCAGCAGUUGGCCUUCUUGGGUGAGUGGGACAGCAGGAUGAGCCCAAGGACAACUUCUGAAGGGCUAUCUGACACUUGGUGCCAUAGAAAUUCCUGGGAUUUUUGAUCUGCAAGCAAGAGCGGAUGGCCAGCUGAAGGAAGGCCCCUGCUGGGAGUUGCGCACUGCCUCCAGAGACCUCUGUAGGAUUGGACUAUGCCUUCCAAGAUCCGUUACAUUUUCCUCUUUCUGUGCGUCCAGCUGAUGGUGAUGCUGCUGUAUAGGGUGGAGAACAGGCGGCGGGUGACGGACCUCAUCAGCGUGCUGCUGGGAGCAGGCCUUUCCUCAGGCCCCAGCGCUCCCCCCAAUGCUUCGCACCUCCUUGGCCUGCACCCAAACGAGAGCCUGGCCGCCAGGUUGCAUGGAGACAGAGACAAGCUCUCUUACUGUCCGCAGGUCUCGCCAUACCUCGCGGGCCCGCGGCAGGUGAGCUUCCCGGCGGGGCUGACGAUGGAAGAAGUCCUCCGGCGGAACCCAGAUGUGGUGGCUGGGGGCAAGUACCAGCCUCCAGACUGUGAGCCCCAGCACAGCACGGCCAUCAUUGUCCCGCACCGGAACAGGGAGCAGCACCUGACGUACCUGCUCUACCACCUACACCCUUUCCUGCAGCGGCAGCAGCUUCGCUACGGCAUCUACAUCAUCCACCAGGCUGGGAUGUCCACCUUUAACCGAGCCAAGCUGCUGAACAUAGGGGUGCGGGAGGCGAUGAGGGAGGCCGACUGGGACUGCCUCUUCUUCCACGACGUCGACCUGAUCCCCGAGGACGACCGGAACCUGUACGUCUGCGACGCUCACCCCAAACACGCCUCUGUCGCCAUGGACAAGUUCAGCUACAAAAUGCCGUACUCUGGUUACUUUGGCGGAGUGUCGGCCCUCACCCCUGACCAGUACAUGAAGAUUAAUGGAUUUCCGAACACCUACUGGGGCUGGGGCGGCGAGGACGAUGAUAUCGCCUCCAGGAUCUACCUAAACAAGAUGCUGAUCGUUCGACCAUCGGUUAAAGUGGGGAGGUACAGAAUGAUCAAACAUGGCCACGACACAGGCAAUGAGAAGAACCCCAAAAGGUUCAACCUGUUGGCCCGGACGAAACUCUCGUGGAGGACGGAUGGGAUGAACGCACUGGACUACAGCGUCCUCUCCAAACACCACUUCCCGCUCUACACAAACAUCACCGUCGACAUCGGCACGGAGAAGGGGCCCCAUGCAACGUGACCGCCGCCCCGCACCCCCGCCCGAGGUCGGAGCAGUUUCCCGACUUUGGCUGUCGAGAAAAGCAAAAUGGACAAUAUCUCCAUCGGAAGAGAAGAGAAGCCACUAUGACCAUUAGCAAUAAACCCCUGGGUGUUUCACUGGGGUGGGGUGUAGGGGAGGUGACCACAUGACUGAUCUUAGGCACCAUUUGCACCUGACCCCACAAGACUCACCCAGCAUCUUGAGACCUGUCUCCCUACGGGUGGGGGGCGGUCUGGUCUCCACGGCCCCUCCGGGUCUCUGGAAUUCUGUCCCAGGACAAGGUCUCCCACUCAAUACAGGUCCAUUUCUCCGGGGGGGCGUGGUGGUGACAGAGGGUAUGACGAGAGGUCACACAGUGUAAACCGUGGUUUGUUACAGAAUCAGUGGUAGUCACUGAACCCUUGGGUGAGGGUAGGGAGGGAUGGGUGGUGGGGUGAGAGAUGCACAAUCUGUCUUUACACCUUAGUUCUGGCAACAUUCUCAAAAAUCUCUUCGGUAUUCUUUCCAGCUUAAUAACAUUUCUUCUACAUGGAGGUGUCCAAAACUGAACACAAUGUUGCGAGUGCAGUUUCUUCAACGUCUUGUCCAGCUUUAAUGUAACGUCCCAACUCCUGUGCUCGGUGUCCUGAUUGAUCAGGGUAGUGUGCCAAGUCAGUCUACCGUAGCUCCACUUUUCAGGCAACUGUGUACUCCCAGGCCCUCUUUUCUACAGCACUCACUGAGCCCUGCUGCUAUUCACUAGGAAAGUCCCACAUUGAUCAGAUCUUCCAAAACGCAACACCUCACACUUACCAGAAUUAAACUCCAUUUGCCAUUCCACAGCUGAUCGAGAUCCCCCGGUGAUGUUUGAUAACCUUCUUCAUUGUCGGUGUCAACGCCUGUUUUAAGUGUCGUCUGCAGAUUUCCUAGCUGUAUCUUGCACGCUCUCAUCCAGACUGUUGUUGUCGAUGACAAACAACAAUUGUCCCAGCACUAAGCCCUGGCAACACCUCGUCACGGUCUCCAGUCUGAGACCAUCCACCAUCACUCUCUGAUUCCUGCCCUCGAGCCACUUGUGCGUCUUGUUCACCAGCUCUCCCUGCACACGGAGAGAGGGGUGAAGCAGAGUCACUGAAGGCAUCUACGAAGUGUCUAGACAGGUACUUCAAUCACCCGAGCAGGGGGCAAUGGGUCAAGUGCUGGGCAAAGUUGUGAUGAAGCGUCUGUGGUCCAGAACGUUGGCUGUUUAUUCCCCUUCACAGAUGCUGCCUGACUGCUGAGUUCCUCCAGCAUUUGUGCAUUUUGCUCAAGAUUCCCAGUAACUGCAGAAUCUCUUUUGCUCAUAAUGGGUUAGGGUGGAUGAGUUGGCAGAACUGUCUACUGGCUAGCAGGGGUGAGGUAGCCCGACCGACAUGUUUCCAUGCUGCUGAAUGCCCUGAUUCUGCGCCAACACAGCAUGCCCACAACUCACUAACCUGAGCCCGUAGGAGGAAACUGGAGCUCCCGGGGAAACCCACAAAGUCAUGGGGAGAGAGAACUCCUUACAGCUGCGGCAAUCGAACCCCGAUCUGCGUGGCGGGUGCUAUGCUGCUGCGCUGUACCCCAACAACCCCUAGUUUAGGAUCAUUACACAGUGCUUGGAGGUACAACUAGGUAAAGAGCAAGGCAGAAUCAAGUGUAAAAGCUACAGGGGGAAGUUCAGUGCUGGUAAAUAAAUGUUGCAUGCAAUUCUGAUCGCCUAAAUGCAGGAAAGUGAGGAGGAUUUGGACGGUGCAGAACAGAUCAACAAGGUGCUGCAAUGAGAGGCUUAAGGGCAACUUGAUGGAAAUUGAUAACUGCAGACUAUUGUGUUCCAAUUACAAGGGAAGGGAAGGGCAGGUAGUUAAGAUGGAAAGGCCACAACAAGAGUUUAAGCAUCUAUCUUAUCGUACUAAAGCACUGUUCAACUGCCUUAUAACAGCAGGUUAGAAGCUAUCCUUGAAUUUGGUGGCCUUCAGACUUUCGUAUCUUCUGCGUGAUGAGAGAGAGGAGGAGAGAGAAUGUCCAGCGUGGGUGAGACUUUGACAAUGCUGGCUGCUUUACCGAGGCAGCGAGAAGUGUUUACGGAGUCCGUGGAGGGGAGGCUGGUUUCUGCAUGUGUCCACAACUCUGCAGCUCCCUGCGGUCACAGGCAGAGCGGUUGUCAUAUGUACUGAAGCUUGGUGCAGCCACCACAAGGGGCCGGUGGGGAAGGACCAAAGUUUACGGUUCAUCGGCUACUGGACAGGGAGGGGACGCAAAGAGAGCACAGCUUCAGAAUAGAGAUGAGGGGGAAUUUCUUUCGGUGGUGAAUCUGUGGAAUUCAUUGCCGCAGUUCAAGGUACAAAAGCUCAAAUAGAAUUUAUUAUCAAAGUAUGCAUACCAUAUACGCACAGCUUCGAGAUGCAUUUUUCUUGCGGGCACCCACAGCAAGACAAAGAAAUACAAUACAACUCACGGAAACCCCACAUGCAACAAAAACCAACGGACAUCCAAUGGGCAAAAGAGGACAAAUCAUGAAAUAAUAAAUAAGGCAAAUAACACACAGAACAUGAAAGUCAGUCCACGCUGCAGAGUCAGUUCAGUGCUAAAGUGAGUGAAGCCCGUCCAGGAGCCCAAUGGCUGCCAGGCAACAACUCCUCCCAAACCUGGUGGUGUAGGACCCAGGUAUCCUGCUCCUCCUGCCCAAUGGUAGCAGCCAGAAGUAAAAAUGUAAUAAAUCAAUUUUAUGCUAUAAAUCUAUUUCUUCUCAGCUCAGGCUGGUACAGACAUUGCCAACCACACCCAGUUCUCAAUUGCCAGAAACUUUUGGACUCUCCAAGUGGUGUUUAGUAUUUUGACUUUCCAGAGAUUUAUACCUACGCAGCAAUAUUUUUGUAAUUGUUUAAUGCUAUUGUGUAGUGACCUGGGAUGAUACCAAAUGUAGAUAUUACUUUUGAGACUUUUGUUCAUGUUCCAUAGUCUUCCAAAUUCCUCUUUUAAUUCAGCAUAUUUCUAGUGUUUUUCAGUUAUUCAUGUAUGUAUGUGAUGUGUGUUUGGAAUGGCUAUAUCUAUUAAGUAAAUCGUUCUUGCUUGUAAUAUUAUACCCUGAUGGUUAAUAUGGAUUUUGUUGUCUGUGAUAAUUUGAAUCUAAAACUGGAUCAGACUUGUAUUUUUAGUAAGGUAUAAUGUUAAUGCAAGAUUGUGGUGAACGAAGUUUGGCACUUGAUUAUGCCUGUGUAAGUGAUCAGAUUGAGUUAAGUUGCUGCAGAAAUGAUCAUUGUAAUCAUUUAUUAUUUCUGAUAUGAUUUUAUAAUACUACUAAUAAAUAUUAUUGUAAUAAUUACAAAGACAAUAAACACUUUUGUUAUA
This is a messenger RNA of Mobula hypostoma (lesser devil ray), 4696 nucleotides long. Its product is annotated as beta-1,4-galactosyltransferase 3. The record is from RefSeq and is a predicted model, not a curated record. Gene Ontology annotation, biological process: carbohydrate metabolic process. The coding region runs from base 272 to 1327 and encodes 351 amino acids. Gene Ontology annotation, molecular function: galactosyltransferase activity. The transcript is spliced from 7 exons. Gene Ontology annotation, cellular component: Golgi apparatus. Lineage: Eukaryota; Metazoa; Chordata; Chondrichthyes; Myliobatiformes; Myliobatidae.